AGCAUUCCUGGCUCCCGGCAGCUCCGCCUGCCUGGCUCUUGGCUCUCCUGCCGCUAGGCUCCUCGCCUCCCGCGCUCCUCUCCCGGCCGGGCCGAGCGCGCUCCCCGACGCCGCAGCGCGGAAAUGAAGGUGCUGGGACACAAGAUCGAACUGCUGACAGGCCUCCUGCUCCACGACGUGACCAUGGCCGGGCUCCAGGAGCUGCGAUUCCCGGAGGAGAAGCCCCUGCUCCGGGGCCAGGAGGCCGCCGAGCUGGAGAACUCUGACACCUUCCUCUUGGCCAUGGACACAGACUGGAAGGAACAUGACAUUGAGACACCUUACGGCCUGCUGCACGUCGUGAUCCGGGGCUCCCCCAAAGGGAACCGCCCUGCCAUCCUCACCUACCAUGACGUGGGCCUCAAUCACAAGUUGUGCUUCAACACCUUCUUCAACUUCGAGGACAUGCAGGAGAUCACCAAGCACUUCGUGGUGUGCCACGUGGACGCCCCUGGUCAGCAGGUGGGGGCGUCACAGUUUCCCCAGGGGUACCAGUUCCCCUCCAUGGAGCAGCUAGCCGCCAUGCUCCCCAGUGUGGUGCAGCACUUCGGGUUCAAGUACGUGAUUGGCAUCGGAGUGGGAGCUGGAGCUUAUGUGCUGGCCAAGUUUGCACUCAUCUUCCCCGACCUGGUGGAGGGGCUGGUGCUGAUGAACAUUGACCCCAAUGGCAAAGGCUGGAUCGACUGGGCGGCCACCAAGCUCUCCGGCCUCACCAGCACUUUACCUGACACGGUGCUAUCCCACCUCUUCAGCCAGGAGGAGCUAGUGAGCAAUACAGAGUUGGUGCAGAGCUACCGGCAGCAGAUCGGGAACGUGGUGAACCAGGCCAACCUGCAGCUCUUCUGGAACAUGUACAACAGCCGCAGAGACCUGGACAUUAACCGGCCCGGAACAGUGCCCAAUGCAAAGACGCUCCGCUGCCCAGUGAUGCUGGUGGUUGGGGACAACGCGCCCGCCGAGGAUGGGGUGGUGGAGUGCAACUCCAAACUGGAUCCCACCACCACGACCUUCCUGAAGAUGGCAGAUUCCGGGGGGCUCCCCCAGGUCACACAGCCAGGGAAGCUGACUGAGGCCUUCAAAUACUUCCUGCAAGGCAUGGGCUAUAUUGCAUACUUGAAGGACCGAAGGCUGAGUGGAGGAGCAGUGCCCUCGGCCAGCAUGACCCGCCUCGCCCGCUCUCGUACCGCGUCGCUCACCAGUGCCAGCUCGGGGGAUGGCAGCCGCCCGCCGGCCUGCACCCACUCGGAGAGCAGUGAGGGGCUGGGCCAGGUCAACCACACCAUGGAGGUGUCCUGUUGAAGCCUGUGGCCCGGCAGAGACGCCCACCUGCCCCCGCCUGCAUCGACGUCCCACUGCCGUUCUCACGCCGCCGGCUCAUUUUCCUUUUAGUUUAUUUUUGUGAAGGCCAAGGGGAGGAAAUGGUUUUACUUCUCUUUUGUUAAAAAGAUGAGGGAGUUCAUCCUAGAUGCUGCGGAACAGUCUCCAGAUGGUUUUGAGAGGCUCACUCCUCCCCACCCCCACCUCACUCACCUUGUUAACUUGGCUGACUUAGACCCCCCUCUUCCAACUCCCCACAGUCAGGGCGGGGUACAGGGAGGAAGGGGAUUUGCUAAGGAGAGAGUUCGAGUCCUCCUCUGGGCAAGAUCCAGGAUAAUUUCCUAGACUGAAGCAAGCAUGGGAUGACCCCCUUGGGCAGGCAGAUUUGAGGAUGGGAUGGGGUUUUGAGGUGGUGUGUUGGGACAGCAGGUCACAAGGUCCAGCUCAGGUACGGAGGUGACAAACCAGGAGGCAGCAUUGGGGAGCACUAGGAGGCAGGAGCCCUGGAGCUCUGCAGGCCCUUUUUCUCCCCAUCUCCUCCACCAAGCACAUCUGUUUCUUUUUGCACAUGUGACAAUCAUCAGAACCAUAGCCACAAGGGGGCGCUCCUACCAGGCAGCUGUAUUCCUGGUGCUCUCUGGGCUGGCCUGGUGAUAUAGGGCCAGGCAGGCAGGGACCGAACAGGGUUUCUCUGCCCAAAGAAGACAGAACACAGAGGACCUAAGAGGCAGGAACCCCACAGACUGUCUCAGCCCACACACUCCACCACCUCCUGGCCUUGUCCCAUGUCUGAGCCAAGGCCCUGUGGUAGAAAGUUGCCUGAUUCUCUAUCUCCAUUGGGACCUGAUUUGGGGGCUGAGUUAAAUGCUGGAAUAGCCCAUGAGGGUUGGGCACACCCAAGAACCUCCUGGUGUCUGCCUUCAGGAGCCAGGAUGUGGCUGGAGGCAGUGGUGGCUGAGAUUCCCAGUUCCAUGGAGGACAACCCAAUCAGCAGCUGUGUGUCCAAGGCCACCAGAAACAUGGUGUUGUUUCUGGUCGUGGUCAAGCUAUGCCAAUAUUUUCUGUGGGCAUCACUAAGAAGACAGUUUAUUUGGAGAGAAAUGGAAUAAGGUAGUGAGACUUCUGCAGACCCCCACUGCCAUCUCAGGACCACUGGAGUGGUUUGGGCUGGGGCUUGCUGGGUCCUGGGGUGGGAGUCACCUCCCAGGUUUCUGAAGUGAACAAGGGCCAGGCAGAGGAGAAAGGCUCUUCAUACACCCUGGUCCCCUCCUUUCACCUGAAGCCCAGGACUGUGCCAUACACAUCCCACCCACCCACACUAUCAGGGAGAAUCUCCUGGCCCAAAAACCAGAGCCACUGGUCUUGGAGCCUAAAUCAAUUGCCAAACCCCAUUUUGAAAUGAGGGGAGAGAGCAAUGAAAACUGCAGGGCUGCGGAGGGGACAGUUGUUGUGAGGUGCUCUGAGGCUGCGCGGACACCUGCAUCCAUCUUUCCUUGGCACAUAUCACCCCCUUCUAGAAUCUUAAGCCAUUACUAGACUGCUCUAGAGCCUGGUGGAGUGUUAGUCUGUCCCAGUUCUAUUCACUCAUGUGCUUCCUUUGAAUAUCAAAUGUGACUGUUUGAAAAGCUGGUAGAAUUAAUCCCUCUUACUGUAGAUAGCGCUGCAGACCUUGGAUUUUUUUUUUCUGUGUUCUUUCAGAUGAGAUAUCUAUAAAUAUCUAUACAUUAUAUAUAUAUAUGUAUAUUGGGUCUUCCUGCGUGUGGUUUUCCAUAGGAGGUUGUCUCUGGUCAAAGUGGACUUUUAAUGGAGUUUAUUAUUUUCCUCUCUGUAUAAAGUGAAGAACCUAAUUUUGUGUAUUCUGGUGGCUGAUGUCAUGAAACUUUGAGAUGACAAAAUGUAAAACAAAUAAAAACCCUUGUCAAAGUAGAAAGA
Zalophus californianus (California sea lion) is the source of this 3288-nucleotide messenger RNA. It is a transcript of the gene NDRG4, whose product is annotated as NDRG family member 4. Bases 124 to 1338 code for a protein of 404 amino acids. The record is from RefSeq and is a predicted model, not a curated record. Gene Ontology annotation, biological process: positive regulation of ERK1 and ERK2 cascade; brain development; signal transduction. The transcript is spliced from 17 exons. NCBI's taxonomy places the organism in Eukaryota, Metazoa, Chordata, Mammalia, Carnivora, Otariidae. Gene Ontology annotation, cellular component: cytoplasm.